UCCAGAGGCGAGCGCGGGGGGGGGCGCCGCCAUUACGUUCAUUCCGCGUCGAACUAUCAAACAAGAUACAUGUCAAAGUGUCAACGACACAUUCCGAUGGCUGUGGUUAGGUCAUGGCUAUUGGAGUUUUUUGAAACUCAUCCGUAUUUUCAAGUUAAAUAUGAGAGAUCUACUGACCCUGCUAAGUACAUCAAUGAUAGGAAAGAUUUCAAGGUCGUGUGUGCCGACGCGGCUGUGAAGCUACGUAAAAAUAAUAACAAGGUCGAACGAAUAAUGGCUGACAUUGUAUACAAAUAUGCUAAGAUAAAACUUCUAAUAUCUUCUGGGAUAGUAACAGAGGAAGACAUCCGUGGCAACUCUCAUUUUUCAUUGUAUGUCUCGCACCGUACUGAUUUUCUUAAGCUAUUUGUCAGUGGAUUCACUAAAAACGAUAUCCCCAUUUAUGUGAGGAGGUAUUUUGACCGUAUGUUCAGUGAAAAAAAAUUGAUAAAACGUAAACAUGAAGUAACACCAGCCAUCGUGAAAUGCAAGUUGCAGAGACUAAAAGACAGAAAGAUGGAUUUACAUGAAGACGACGAGGAAUAUAUUACUAAUAUAAUCAGCAAAUCGUUAUACGGGUUUGAUGGUAACAUGGGCUAUGAAAUUCAAUUACUUAAAGCCAUAGGAAUACAAACUGAUGAUAUUAUUGAAGAUCGAAACAAUUUUUCUAGACAAAAGGAAGCUUCGAGCAAUCCGACGAGUAAUAGUAAACCGGGUACAGAAAGGUUCACAAGGAACAGCGAUGAUCCAGAUGAAAUUAAAGAAGAAUUUUCAAAUGAUGGCGUUCUGAACAAUAACGAUUGUUUUGUCAUACCGCCGCAAUCGAUUGGUUCAAUAUUACCUCAUCCAAAUAUUAAAAAUGAAAUAAUUGAUUUUGAUAUGGAUAUAGUUGACCCCAGAGAUUCAGAUUCUACUGUAGAAAAUAUUGUAAAAGACAUCUCAAUAAAUAAAACUUUGGAUGGUAAUUUUAGUGAUAUAAAUUAUAAAAAUACUACUGAGGUAUGUGAGAUAUCAAGUAUUGAAGAAGCUUCUCAAGAUGGAACUGCAAUGGAUACAUCAAUGAAUUCCCAUUCCCAUGCUACGCCUUCAGUGUUACCAGUUAAAAGUAGUAAGGAGGAAAUUAGUGUCGUCGUGGCUAUAGAAAAUCAUGGCGUUUUAGGUGUGGAAGAUGAAUAUGAAGAUGGCAGUGACAUUGGCGCAGUUGAUAUACGAAAGUAUAUGAAUGGUCUUGCAGAGUUGUUGUGUAAAAAAAUGCCUAAAGAAAGACGGAGAACAUUUCUAAACCAAAUAGAUCAAAUAGUAUACGCAGUACUUGAGGAAUAAGAGAAGUUAUGUAAAAUUUCCAUUAUAAUACUAAGUUAAUUUGAAAUAAAAAAUGUUGAGAAGCAAA
Molecule: messenger RNA, 1429 nt
Organism: Trichoplusia ni (cabbage looper)
Lineage: Eukaryota; Metazoa; Arthropoda; Insecta; Lepidoptera; Noctuidae
Exons: 2
Coding region: 70-1362 (430 amino acids)
Source: RefSeq, a predicted model, not a curated record